This is a messenger RNA of Terrapene triunguis (Three-toed box turtle), 4262 nucleotides long. RefSeq names its product SWI/SNF-related matrix-associated actin-dependent regulator of chromatin subfamily E member 1-related-like. The record is from RefSeq and is a predicted model, not a curated record. Gene Ontology annotation, biological process: regulation of gene expression. Gene Ontology annotation, cellular component: nucleus. Bases 573 to 1835 code for a protein of 420 amino acids. NCBI's taxonomy places the organism in Eukaryota, Metazoa, Chordata, Testudines, Emydidae. The transcript is spliced from 12 exons.
GGGGCUUAGUGGUGCCCCCGGGGCCCAGCCCCGGCGGAGGGAAUCCUGGUUCUCCCUUGGGAGUCGGUUCGCGCAACCUCCCCACCCACUGCGGUGCACAGCGCCUGCUGCGCGGAGCCUGCCUGGGCCAGCUCGUCUGCACAGAACCAGGCUGCCCUGGGAGCGGGGCUGCCAGAGCGCUCACGGGACACUCCGAGCAUCUCCUGUCCUGCUCCCCGGGAAGCGGUACGGCCUGAUCGCUUGUGGGGGGGCCAUGCUGUUGGCAUUCCUAGAGCGCCCCACUACCUGCCAGGCGUUGUAUUAACUACUCGCUGAUUAAACCCCGCGGCACAGUCAGCAUCGCAGAUAAAGCGGGCCUUUAACGCUAAACUCAAACAUAAGGCUCAAUGAAUUAGACUUUUCACUGUAAUUUCCCUUUGUUGGCGUGCUUUGUCCAAUAGGCAUCUUCCCGCAAAGGGUGUGUCCCACCUCUUUUUCACCAUAGCUGCUUACUGCCAUAAAACAGAAUUCUGUGUAUUGCUGCAAAUGCCAAUAGAGAUGCAUUGUCAUAUAUAGGAUAGAUAAAACUAGCUAUGGAGUUGGAACAACAAACAGAAGGUGGAGUCAGAGGAAUACCUUCAGGAAGUCAGAUACUUCAUGUGUAUCCUCGUAAUCUCCCAUCUCACGCAUUGCAACACAUUGUAUUAACAGGACAUCUGGACAUAAAGAAACAAGCUUCCAGUGAGCCAAAGAAAAGAAAAGGUGGCUGGCCUAAAGGGAAGAAAAGGAAACCUCCAAAGGAAUUUUCAGCUCCUCGUGCCCCUACAACAGGGUAUGUAAUAUUCUUGAAUGAGCGGAGAAUUAAAACGAAGGCCAGACAUCCAGAUUUGCCUUUUACUGAAAUAACCAAGAUGCUGGCUGCUCAAUGGUCUCAACUUUCUCAAGCAGGAAAGCAAAAAUAUAUUAAAGAAGCAGAAAAGGAUAAGCAAAGAUAUAUGAAAGAAUUGAAAGCCUAUCAAGACUCUGAAGCCUAUCAAGCUUUCUUAGAGAGAAGAGCAGUUCACAAAGUGAAGACCCUGUGUGGAACAAUAUCUAUAGGAAGUAGAUCUGAGAAUGAAGCUCUUGCUUUGUCAACAAUAGAUAGAGAUGAAAGCAAUGACCUGUAUUGUCGGACGUGUAACCAGUUUUUCAGUUCUUUUCAUAACAAGAAAGAACACCUUAUGGGAAAGCAACACUUACAGAAUUUAACAGGAGAGUUUGAAAAAGAAACUGCUGAGUUCUCUAAACAUCAGAAACUGCAAGAAGAAAAGGAGGAAAAAGAUGAGUCAGAAGAAGAAAUUGACUCUACAGAUCUGUUUCAGUUUGGGGACCUGACCUCCCAGAAGAACUUUGCGUCAUCAGAUUUUUGUUUUUUGCAGGAGUUUAUCUUCAGACUUCUGAAAUUUAAAGAGUUUGAACUUUGUGAACUAAAAAGAAGUUUGACAAAGGCAUAUGAAGAACAGGAAAGUUUAAAAAAGCAGUUGGAGGAUCUAAAGAAUCAGCAGUUGAAGUUGGAAAUGGAUUUUGCAUCCAUAAAGGCAUAUAGCGGUACUUUAGAAAAAGAGUUUGAAAAUUUAAAUAUGGUUCCAAUGCUGUUCCAGUUUCAUCUGCAAAUAGUGGACACUAGGCUGCAGAGCGCUGGGACCAGGCCAGGAGCAGAGCCCUGGGCUGGCUGCCGGUACCCCAGGCUGGCAGGAGGGCUGAGCAGGGCUGGAGGCCCGGACCCUAACUGGCAAGGGGCCGGGUGGCUGGAACCCCAGACCAGCAGCGAGGUGAGCGGGGCCGGCAGCUGGUAUCCCAGGCUGGCAGCAGGCUGAGCUGGGCCGAUGGCCGGGACCCUGGCGGCAAGGGGCCGGCGACCGGAACCCCAGACCAGCAGCGGGCUGAGCGGCUCAGGUUGUCGACCUCGCACUAGACUGAACAAAAUACUUAGGGUGAGAUCCAGGCCCCAUUGAAAUCAAUGGCAAAACUCUCAUUGACUUCAGCAGGACAAGAUCUGCCCCUUAAUGUUCUUUAUGCAACAAUCCUGUUUUGCCUUCCAUGGCUUAGAUAAGAUAACCUAAUAGAUCUCCUCCUCCAUUUCUAAAUUCUGUGGGUUAAAUACUGAAAUCCUUAACUCAGGCAAAAUGACCCUUGACUCCAAAAAAGAGCCCUACCUUCAGGAUUUAGCCUUAUGGACACGUUCUGAUAGAAACUACAAUAUGCUAAAAGCCAAGGCCUGCGAGCUAUUUUGAUGUAUGGUUCCCUUUGCUCACAACUGAACUUGAUGUCUGAAUCUUCUCACCUUUCUUUUUUUUAAUAAAUACUUAUAAUAAGGGUUUUGCAUAAAGUGAGACUAUGCAGCCCUGUACUAUGUUAAGUGGCUAUAUGAAGUCAUUGACACUUCAGAAAGAGUCAAACAAUACAGUUGCUUUAUUACAAAUGAAAAUUUCAAAGACAAAAAAAUUGAGGCAGUGAGAUGAUCAGUAAUAUAUAACAGACUAUUAUUUUUGUUACAGUACAUUCAAAUAGAGCCUUGAAUGGAAAUAUCUGUAGUUAUUAAAUCUUUUACACUUUUUUAUAUUUGCAAAGAACAGCUCAAUUUUUCACCCUUUUUGUCAGUUGGGAGCAUUAUUUCCAUAUGAAAAUAAUUUUUCUCCAGUACUUAUUCAAAUUACUUUGCUUACCAGUACUAUAAUUCCAAAUUUUCAUUACCUUUCAUUAUCCAGCAGUAGCUCCUCACUUUAAACUGGCACCAUAUUAAUACUCUGCAGUUGCAUAGAAGUGAACAUCUAAAAUGUACCAGUUGUCAGGUUGUUAAUAACAAAAAGUAGCUGCUUUUUAAACAUGCUUGUUUAGCAUAAAACUAAAUUACAAUCGUUUGUUUUGCAAAUAGUAUUGUACUUGUCACUGGCAUAAAUAAAACGUGUGAUUGUACUUUAAAAUGUAGCUGGAAUUGUGGUUAUUUGAUUUAACUAUUCCAUCUGCAUCACUUGCCUAUCUGGGAUGAAAGUCUAGCAUUUUUUCUUCCUUCAGAAUACUUAGCACCAACAUGCGUAAGGUGUUUGUUGUAUCAGAUAUGAAAAUGUGAAAAGUUCCUUUGCACUAGUCCUGUCUCCGAUGACCAGAAAUGAUACAAAUAUCAGAUGGCAGAUCCUCAGCUGGUGUAAAUGGAGAUAAGAUAAUUUAUACUAGUUGCAGAUCUUCCCCCAGGAUGUGUGAGAGAGGAGGGAAUGCAGCUGGGAGGCAACUAGAGAGGGAGCUUAAGAGAUUUUGUGGGAGGGAAUCUACAACUGGGAUAAGGAUGGAGUGAGGAACCUGAAUUUCAGAGGCAGCUGGGGAGGAAUUUGAGGCAAUCUUGUGAUGAAAGUAGAUGUGAGAGAAACUGGGAGACUUUUCAAAAGACAGGAGGGAGUCUGCAUCUGCGGGAAGAGGUUUGGGGACCUCUGCAUAGUCCGGAAUCAGGAUCAUUGGAGAGGUAGGUGAGAAGGAUGACCCAGGACACUUGUAUGUGGGAGGGCAGAGAGGCAGUGCAGUGAAAGAGCCAUAAGAGCAUGUGGAUGGAGUCAGGAGACAGUUGGAAGUGGAAAUAGAUAAUAGAGGCAGGAAGCAAUUUCUCAGUCCUUGCUUCACGAUCAGCAGAACACAUUUUUGGAAAUGUGUAUUGAAGGGAGACAACACUGUCACAGGGAAGUGCUGGAAAAUAAAAAACAGUUUUAAAGAAACCGUUCUGGCUACAGUUUCAGGCAGUGGGAGAAAGGUAGUAAGUGUCUGUAAUCUCCACAGCAACUAGACUCAGCUAAGAGAGCACAAUAAAAAAAAACCUCAUAUCUAGAUGGACAGAAGGAAAAACAAGAUAUUUUAAAAGGUAUCGGAAAUUCAAAUUACUAUGAGAAUUACGGGUCAUCUCCUGCAAGUGCUGAUUUAGUACCGCCUCCUCAGCAGCUUUGGCUAGUGGUGCUCCAGCUAUUAGCUAAAGCUGCCUCGCACUUUAGGCAAAAUUUCCGAGGGAAUGCGGUGGCAAGAACUCCUUCUGCACUCAUUCAGGUGUGUGUAGCUGAAUGAUAUGAAAGAAUAAUUUGUAAUUGGUUAAAUUCUACAUCUUGAAGGCUUACAGAAUGUUGAAAGUAUCAAUUUGUAUGCUUGGGUAUUGCAUAUUAAGUGCAUAGGGUACAAGAUAUGAUGGGUCUAGAGUACGUUAAUCUUCAAUUUCUGUUGCUUUCUCUGCAAUGAGACAAGUAGUCAUCCAGUUUUUCAUCAGCUCU